AUGCACCGAACCCGGAGACGUCUGCGACGCGACCUGCCGCCGGACCGGCACCUGCAUCCAAAUACACGACGCCUACGUCUUCAAGGAGACGCGCGACUGCACUCCCAACUUCUGCGUUCAAAGCGAAUGGGAAGCCAUCUGCAGCACGGCAACCAAGUGGCGGCGCCGUCGACGGCGGAUGUCGUGGAGAAGAAAUUCGACCCGCGAGUGUUCAGCUCGAGGGCGGGGCGCGCGUGGGAGGUGUGCACCAAGGCGGGCGCGGCCUGCGAUGCCACUUGCCGCCGGACGGGCAUUUGCAUGGCCACAGGCGGCGCCUACGCCUUCCGCGAGACGAGCCACUGCGGCGAGCGCGUUUGCGCCCCUAAUUCUCAAGAGCUAGGAUGCGACAUGACUGGUGUGUAUCCGGAUCCUUAUAAUUGUCACAAUGUUCUCAACUGCGUAGCAGGGAGAGUGGCAUCAUCUGUAACCAUCUGUAGCGAAGAUACGUCUUAUGACAGUUGCACUGGUUUUUGUGAUGUUAUACUACCCGGGCGUCAAUGUUUUCCCCAAGCACCCUUGUGCAAAUUUAUUGGGGAUUUUGGCACUUUGCCUUAUAAUGAUCGCAUCUACUUCUACUGUGUGCAGGACGAAGAAGGUUUGCUGCACCCCGUAUUGGGACGAUGUUCUCAAGGCUAUUUUGACACUGAGACUUUCAGCUGCACUGCAAGCGAAAUUCCAGGCUGUAUAAGGAACUAAAUAUUAAAAAGCAGAAUGUAUAAAUAAAAAACUUUUUCUUUCGAAUCCAGUAAGUUUUUGCGAGUUUUAGCAAUAAUUAUAUUAACGUUUUACGUUUUUCAUUUCAAUACAGACUCAACGAAAGUAGGGGAAAAUCUGGAUAACUCCAAAACAAUACGAUUCUGAUUUUUGUCAUCAUAUUUCACGUUUACAAAUAAAAUACAUG
This is a messenger RNA of Gryllus bimaculatus (two-spotted cricket), 940 nucleotides long. The record is from the annotation of a GenBank genome assembly. Lineage: Eukaryota; Metazoa; Arthropoda; Insecta; Orthoptera; Gryllidae.